Stereum hirsutum FP-91666 SS1 is the source of this 918-nucleotide messenger RNA. RefSeq lists its product as uncharacterized. The transcript is spliced from 4 exons. The coding region runs from base 1 to 918 and encodes 305 amino acids. The record is from RefSeq and is a predicted model, not a curated record. NCBI's taxonomy places the organism in Eukaryota, Fungi, Basidiomycota, Agaricomycetes, Russulales, Stereaceae.
AUGACACGUUUAGCGCUCGUUCUCGGUGGGCCCGACUCCAAGAACCCCUCUCUCCCAAAAGCGGCUUUUGAGAUCUUCUCAAGCCUUAUUGCCAAGUGCGCCUAUCAGACGUGGCAAUCGUCAUACGCAAACAAGCGAAAGAAGAUACCUGCCUUGAUUGAAGCGAACAAGAACGCGUUGCAAGACGCGAUCGCGUCCGCUGGUAGCCUCACAACAGCUCAAGCUGUCCGGCUUCUGAACUCCUUGACCGACGUCCAGGCCAUGAUGGAGGUCUUCCAGGGUGACAAGUCACGGAAAACCCUGGAGGAGGGUGCGAUCGACGAAGACUUCGAGAUACCAGAGGGCUGCAAUCGAAAAAAACUAGUUCCUGCUCUCCGGAAGGCCGUCAGCACGCUCGCUCGCGAGAGCGACACUGCCCGGAUCACAUUGUUGACGCAUGAGGCGAUCCUUCGAGCUGGCGGCAACAAUGACGACGACUACGCAGAGAUCCUGCGAUUAUCCGACCUCUCGCCCAACGACAUCUCUGACUGGCAAUCCGGCUCCGAGGCCUACGCCAACCUCAAUACAGAAGAGGUCAAAGUGCGUCUCAGAAUCGACAAGAAAUCCCUAAUCGGUCACGACGGCGUGCUCCCAUUCAUGAAUUCCCGCUACGACAACAGCGAAGCUCGGCGCAAUCCGGCCGAUCACGUGGAGUGGUUCAAAGACGAAAAGAAUGGCGUCGUGCUCACGCCGCGGUGGCACCAACUGGUUGCAAUGCUGGCCAUGAUCGAGAUGGCGUUCGACGGCAAACCGGUCGCUGUCUUGGAUGAGGUCGGGAUUGGCAAGACAAUUCAAACCAUCGGCGUCAUCAUGCUCUUGACGUGGUAUCGGGAGUUUUACACGAAGAAGGGCCACUUUCCGGGUGCUUUUAGUAAGUGA